This is a messenger RNA of Radiomyces spectabilis, 2316 nucleotides long. Its product is annotated as 5-methyltetrahydropteroyltriglutamate-homocysteine S-methyltransferase. Bases 1 to 2316 code for a protein of 771 amino acids. The transcript has 2 exons. The record is from RefSeq and is a predicted model, not a curated record. Gene Ontology annotation, molecular function: 5-methyltetrahydropteroyltriglutamate-homocysteine S-methyltransferase activity; zinc ion binding. Lineage: Eukaryota; Fungi; Mucoromycota; Mucoromycetes; Mucorales; Radiomycetaceae.
AUGGUCGUUGCUACCAAUCUCGGUUUCCCCUACGUCGGUGCUAAACGUGAGCUCAAGAAGCUUAUUGAAUCUUACUGGUCUGGUAAGAUCUCUGAAGCCGACCUCAAGUCCGGUUACGAAAAGAUCCAAGCCGACCACUGGAAGUUGCAAAAGGAACAAGGCUUAGAACACAUUCCCUCUGGUGAAUACACUCUCUAUGACCGUGUUCUCGAUACCGCUCAGCAAUUCGGUGCUAUUCCUCAACGCUACCAACACAUCAAGAACCCUCUCGAACAAUUCUUCGCCAUGGGUCGUGGUCUUCAAAAGGCUGCCACCGAAACCACCGAAAAGGUCGACGUCCCCGCCAUGGAAAUGAAGAAGUGGUUCGACACCAACUACCAUUUCAUUGUCCCUGAAUUCGAACAGGACCAAACUUUCACUCUUCAGGCUCCUCGUGCCGUUGAACAGUUUAAGGCUGCCAAGGCUCUCGGUAUCCACACUCGUCCCGUCUUGGUCGGUCCCGUUACCUUUCUUCACCUCGGUAAGGCUGCCAAGAACGCUGGUGAAUUCGAUACCUUGUCUCUCCUUCCCAAGGUCUUGCCUCAGUACGUCGAACUCCUCAAGCAACUCGAAGCUGCCGGUGCCGACUGGGUCCAGAUUGACGAACCUAUCCUCAUUCUCGACUUAAAGGACAACGUCAAGGCUGCUUUGGAAACCGCUUACAAGACUCUCAAGGCCUCAACUUCUCUCAAGUUGUUGGUCGCUGCUUACUUUGGUCGCGUUGAAUCCAACAUCUUGUCCGUCAAGGAUCACGUCGAUGCCAUUCACUUGGACUUGGUGCGUGCUCCCGAGGAACUCGAUACCGUUUUGCCUUUGCUCACCAACAACCAAAUCUUGUCUCUUGGUCUCGUCGAUGGUCGCAACAUUUGGAUUAACAACCUUGCCAAGUCCUUGGAAUUGGCCGAAAAGGCCAUUGCUGCUCUCGGCAAGGACCGCGUCUUCAUUGCUCCUUCUUGCUCGCUCGCCCACUCUCCCUUCUCCACUUCGUUCGAAAAGAAGAUCCAAGAAAAGAACCCCGAACUUUUCAGUUGGUUGUCUUUCUCCGUUGAGAAGUGUGCCGAAAUCGUCACCAUUGCCAAGGCCUUGAACGAAGGUCGCCAAGCCGUCCAGGGUGCUUUGGAAAAGAACGCCGCCGCCGUCGAAAGCCGUCGUACUUCCCCUCAGACCACCAACCCCGCUGUCCGUGAACGUGUGGCUCAAACUCCCGCCUCGGCCUGGAAGCGUCCCUCUGCCUUUGCCGUUCGUCGUGAAGCCCAGGUGAAGAAGCUUAAGUUGCCUCUUUUCCCCACCACCACCAUUGGUUCUUUCCCCCAGACCAAGGAAAUCCGUGUUGCGCGUCAAAAGUUCAACAAGGGUGAACUUGCCGAAGAUAAAUACAACGAAUUCAUCAAGGCUGAAAUGAAGCGUGCCGUCGAAUUCCAAGAAAAGGUCGGUCUCGAUGUCUUUGUCCACGGCGAACCCGAACGUAACGACAUGGUCGAACAUUUUGGUCACUUGUUGCACGGUUACGCUUUCACCGAAAACGGCUGGGUUGUCUCUUACGGUUCUCGCUGCGUCAAGCCCCCGGUUAUCUUUGGUGAUGUCUCUCGCAGACGCCCCAUGACCAUUGACGAAAUCGUCUAUGCCCAAUCUUUGACCCAGAAGCCCAUGAAGGGUAUGUUGACCGGUCCCGUUACCAUGAUGAAGUGGUCCUUUGUCCGUGACGAUAUCCCCGCCAAGGAUCUCUGUGCUCAAAUUGGUCUUGCCCUCCGUGACGAAGUCGUUGACUUGGAAGCUGCCGGUAUCCCCUGUAUCCAGGUCGAUGAGCCCGCUAUCCGUGAAGGUCUUCCCAUCCGUCGUGCUGAUUGGGAUGCUUACCUUGACUGGUCCGUUGCUUGCUUCCGUCUCUCCACCGCCGGUGUCCGUGACGAAACUCAGAUCCACACUCACAUGUGCUACUCUGACUUUAACGAUAUCUUUGACGCUAUCGCCGCUUUGGAUGCUGAUGUUAUCACCAUUGAAAACUCCAAGUCUGAUGAAAAGUUGUUGAACAUCUUCGAAACCAAGCAGUACACCAACGAAAUCGGCCCCGGUCUUUAUGAUAUCCAUUCUCCCCGUGUUCCUUCCGUUGAAGAAAUGAAGCAGCGUUUCGGCGAUAUGCUCAAGUACCUUCCUGCUCAUCUGUUGUGGGCUAACCCUGACUGUGGUCUCAAGUCCCGUGGCUGGCCCGAGGUUGAGGCUGCUUUGAUCAACAUGGUUGAAGUUGCCAAGUACUACCGUGCCCAGCACCAGCAGUAA